Molecule: messenger RNA, 1275 nt
Organism: Venustampulla echinocandica
Lineage: Eukaryota; Fungi; Ascomycota; Leotiomycetes; Helotiales; Pleuroascaceae
Product: NIPSNAP-domain-containing protein
Exons: 4
Coding region: 1-1275 (424 amino acids)
Cellular component (GO): mitochondrion
Source: RefSeq, a predicted model, not a curated record
AUGGCGAUUGUGUAUUUGAGAGAAACUGGGGAGAUUGAAGGGAUUGGAGGUGGGUUUCUUGUGGUGUUGGAGGUUCCUGUCCUGGCGUUCUGGUCUGGUGUUGCGGUGGAAAGCCGGGAGCCGCAGCGAAAAUCACUACCCGCAUCUGGUUUAGCCGACGAGGUAUCACGUGCCACUGCUCGCAUCGAAGUAACCAAGUACUUCACAUCUGCGCCUGAUAUUCAAGGCCUGAGAACUGCUAAUAGCACCAUGUUCGCUCGACGCGUUCUCAAGAGCCCCAGCUCAUUGGGCGCUCCCAAUCCCAAUAUCCUCCUCCGCCCCUUCACCAGUAGCACGGCACUCUCUCGAACCCCCGCGCUGGCCGAUAUCACCCCCGAUGGCGUAAAGUCAUUCGACACAAAGCAGAAAGUGUUCCGAGAGCGCAUAGCAGAACAGGCCAGGAAGCAAGAAGCAAGCGCAAUUCACUCACGGGCCGCUUCUGCAGAAUCCGCCGCCGCCGCAGCCGCGAGCGAGCAAGAUGAUUCCAAGGGCAAGGGCAAGCUCAGCAGCUUGAUCUAUGGUACCAAAGAGGGGAGGGCGUUGGAACGCGAGAUCGAGCUUUCCUUCUCGCAGGUGCUAGCGAGAGGAAAGUAUGUCCACAGUAUUGUGUUCCAUGAGGUGAAGCCUGAUAAGGUGGAUGAGUAUGUUGAAUUGGUUGGGAGCUGGUAUCCCCGGAUGGCGGGCAUGGCGGAGAACAAGGUGCAUUUAGUAGGAAGUUGGAGGACUGAGGUUGGCGAUUGCGAUACUUUUGUCCAUAUCUGGGAAUACCAGCGCUACCAAGGCUAUCACACCUCCCUACACAACAUUGCCAGCCACCCCGAAUUUCCCGCCUUCGACAAGAAGCUCAAAUCCCUCAUAACUGCCAAACGUACCUCGCUCAUGCAGGAAUUCUCCUUCUGGCCGACCACCUCCCCCCGCCAAUUGGGCGGCGUCUUCGAGCUUCGCUCCUACACCCUGCAUCCAGGCAACCUCCUUGAAUGGGAGACCCACUGGCGACGUGGCCUAGGUGCUAGAAGACAAGUGAUGGAGGGUGUAGGAGCUUGGUUCGUGCAAAUUGGCGAUUUGAACACGGUGCAUCAUCUCUGGCAAUUUGCCGAUUUGGAGGAGAGAAAGGUUCGGAGAGAGCAGAGCUGGAGUGUUGAGGGUUGGGGAGAUACGGUGCAUAAGACUGUGCCAUUGAUUCAGAGCAUGAAGAGUCGGAUUUUGAUUCCAAUGCCUUGGUCACCUGUCGCUUAA